AUGGAUUUUGACCACAGAGAAAAGGGAAGAACAGGUGCAGGUCGUGUUACGAGCCAACAGCUGCAAAUUCAAAGAAGAGACCGACUUAUCAAAUUGGCAAAGGAAACUUCGGAUAUUUCCAGAAACCCGUAUUUACUCCGAAACCAUUUGGGCAAAUUUGAGUGCCGAUUAUGUCUUACAGUACACAGCACAGAAGCAAAUUUCCUCGCUCACACGCAAGGAAGAAAGCAUCAAGCCAACUUAGCUCGCCGACAGGCAAUGGACGAAAAGAGAAGUCAGCCGAUGCCUCUCGUUCCUCCCUCGAUUCCUAAGGUAAUUCACCAUCCUCGUAUUAAAAUCGGUCUUCCGGCCUAUCGAGUCGACGAUCUCCGCGACUCUUCUACUGGCCAACGCGGUCUUCUCUUCGAAAUCGAAUAUCCCCAAAUCCAGCCAGGCCUGCAGCCUCGCCAUCGUUUUAUGAGUGCAUUCGAGCAGAAAGUGCAAGCGCCUGAUAAGAACUUUCAAUAUUUAAUUUUUGCUGCGGCUCCUUACGAGAAUAUCGCGUUCAAAAUCCCCAACAAAGAGAUCGACAAAGGCGAAGGUCGCUUUAUUACGAGCUGGAACACGACGACCAAAGUGUUCCAAUUGCGAAUGUUCUUUAAAACCGACGAACAGAGCGAAGCGGAGAAGAAGAGGAGAGAGGCGAGCCACACGGCGCCAUCUCUUCGCAUCGAGUAUUAUGGACGACUGUACGUUUGUUUGAUCAAAAACAUGAUUUGA
Molecule: messenger RNA, 759 nt
Organism: Blastocystis hominis
Lineage: Eukaryota; Bigyra; Opalinata; Blastocystidae
Exons: 3
Coding region: 1-759 (252 amino acids)
Biological process (GO): spliceosomal complex assembly
Cellular component (GO): U2-type prespliceosome; U2 snRNP; catalytic step 2 spliceosome
Molecular function (GO): nucleic acid binding; zinc ion binding
Source: RefSeq, a predicted model, not a curated record